AUGCAGCGAUCCAAGAGUCCAAGCAAGGCGAGACGGCCGAGUCAUACACGGCCAGGGAAUACCGUGUAUGACUUGACGCUGGACGCGACGUUCGAGUUUGAUGGCGGUUCAGGCUUUGGAGCCACGUUACCGUCGAAUAAACCCAUGCAGGCGGUGGAAGGAGCGCGAGCGGCAAUGAAGUCGCCUAUGGCUGGGAGCAGAGAUGCCGGACACAAGUUUACGUUCACGACAGCGGAAGAAUACACGUCACCCAAGAAGAUCCCGGUGUUUCCCGGUACUCUACACAGUCCAGAGAAGAAGAGCAAACCACAUCGAGCCAAACGCACAACACAGUCGCCGAAACGCACUCAAGUCACGUCUCCAGCGUCCAAACCCGCAGCUUCUACAUGGGAAGGCAAUGGCCGAGCCACCCGAGAGCCAUCUCCUCGACGCUUUCUCCGUGCAACGCUCGCCAAGUCUUUCGGUGACGAUGAAGAGGACAAAGCUGCCGCUAACCAGCGAGACCGAAGUCCGUCCAUGUUUAUUGGCCACCAUGACCCAGCGACCGGAGCGUCCAGUGUAAUGGUGGCCGACGCCGCUGCAGAAGCUGCUGCAGCGUCGGCGACUGCGUUCCUCAAGACUGGCGAAGACGCGAUCGCGUUCUUUGCACGCAAUGGCUCGGACAGUGAGAUCAAGUUCGUGCAUCUGAAUCGAGCCGGGACUGGCCUGGCAUUCCGGCCGUACGACCUUGUGGUGGUCGCUCAGGAUGACGUGACUCCGAACGAACACUUCACCAUGUCGUCCAGUGGACUUGUGCACGUCUGCGCUGGCAGUCCGUCCGAGUUUAUCGCUCUGGCUGAAUGGAUGCGCCAAUCGACGAUGUUUAACGUGCUGACGUCGCUGCGGUUCUUCAAGCAUUAUCUAGUGAACAAGGCGUUCUCACUAUGGGUCGCCAAUGUGCGGUACAAGCUCUAUUGUCGUCAGAGGAAGCGUUUGAGUGCGAAAUUGUUCUUGGCGAAGGAAAGCUUCUGCGUGCCUCUGCUUCAAGUCAAGAAAGUGAUGAGUACGGAGCUCAUGGGCGUCGUUCUGCUGGAUCUACGAGCUCAGAAGACGUACGAGAGCUCGGCGUUUGUCGAGUACCAGGGAACGAAACGAGCCGAGGGUUCCAAGCAGUUUGAACUGUGUAUUGAGAAGCUGCAGUCAAUUAUCCAGCGCGUGUGCUCGGACGUGAAAAACCUGACCAAGACAUCCACUUCGCAAGACGACUUCAUGUCCGAUAUGGCGUUGAGUGCCAUGGGAACAAGCCAGGAAAAGACCAAGUCCAUUGUAGCAGUCAAAGCCGAGCAGCAGCAGAGACGCAGACUGUUUCGUCGAGCCGCCGAGGAGGCUGGAAUGAUUGCAGAUUUCAUACGACUGAUCGACUGCAUCGCUGUUGAAAGUCUCGUGAUUCUAGCUAUCCAGAGUUGCGCAAAUUUUCUACAUGAACUGAACAAAGUGCCACGCAAGACUGGGCUCUUCGAGACGACCAUCUUCUUCGGAGAACAGUCGACUAUUUUCUCUCCUACCAGCGAGCAGAUCCAGCACAUUGUGAUAGCCAUGACAGACGACAUUGUGAGCACAGUUAACUCAGUCUCUCGUGUGUUGUAUCUCCGACCAUUUGCACCUUAUGUCGGCAACGCAGUGGCUGAUGCGCCACACGUAGGCUCAACGAUCACGAGCAGUGUGGCGUUCGGGCAGAUUCGCAAGGAAUUGGUAGCCAAAAUUGCAAGUGACUACGCGGAAGCUACGGAAUAUGUCAAGAUCUUUGACAAUGUGAGGCCGAUCUACGAGUACGACAAGGUGUGGGAUCUGGAAGAGUAUUCACAACGUGCACACACGGUCACUACGCUCAAGGCAGAUAUGUUACAGAUCAGUACGUGGGAAAAGGAGCUGGAGAAGAUGCGAGCUGGCCAGACUAUUGGUAUCUUACACGUGGAAAGCCGCAAGCUGAAGCAGACUUUGAUCCCGAUGACUACAGCCAAGCUGGACGCUAUGAAAGGGUUAGUGAAGGACUUGGCGCGUGCUCGAUGUAAGACUCAGUUGGGCGAGUACAAGCAGCGCAUUCAGUCAUUACUACAGCGACCACAGCAUUUGAAAGAGUUCGCUGGACAUGUGGAGCGUGUACAGAAUCUUAAGUCCAAGCAGAAGGCACUGGCGAAAAACACAAACGUGGUGGACGAGCUGUACCGCCUUCUGGGUACUUAUGGAGUGCGUAUUUCGUCGGAAGAUAUGGUGCAGUUAGAUGAUCUACGUAGUGUCCAGGAGAGCUAUAAAGAGGAGACGGAAGCUGUCGAUGCGUUCGUUGCAAGUCGAGUUGGGGAGAUGACGCAGCAGCUGGACGCCAACAUUCAGCGGCUUGAUGAACAAGUGCUUCAGCUACACAAUCAACUGCAAGGGGGCGUUUUCAUUGACGCUAGCCACUUCGAAGACCCCUCUGCUGUAAAGACUGAGUUAGACAGUGUGAAGCAGCGUCUUACUCAACUGGAUGAGCUCUCGAAGCAGUACACAGAGUACCAGUCGUUGUUCAACCUCACUCCGUUCAAGUAUCUCAAUCUACAGGCAACUCAAGAGUACUUUGGGACUGUGGAGUCGCUUUGGACGGCUGUGGACAAGUGGAACGAACUGUAUCAAGCAGCUAUGACAAGUCCGUUUGUUGAGGUGAAUGCAGAGGAGCUCUCGAAAGAUGUCGCGGUGGCCUUCAAGGACGCGUACGCUUUACACAAGAAGCUUAGCAACGACGUGACCGCUGUAUUGAAAGACCGUACAGCAGAGUUCAAGCUCAAAAUGCCUACCGUGCUCGAGUUAGGCAAUCCGGCUAUGAAAGAUCGUCACUGGGAGAAGAUCUUCAAGGCAUUACGACAACCUUGGUAUCCUGGCAUCCUGUUCACACUGGAGAACCUGGUAUCUUACGAUGUAUUGGACAUGAAAGACCUGGUGGGUGAGAUGUCGGCAGCAGCCUCGGGUGAGGCUCAGAUUGAGGCAUCGCUGCAGAAGAUCAAGCAUGGUUGGGACCAGAUGGAGUUCACGUGCGUGAGCCACCGUGACCAGAAUGACGUCUUCAUCCUUGGAAGCCUGGAGGAUAUUCUGAUGCUGCUUGAAGAUAACCAGGUGGGUCUUCAGACGAUGAUGGGGUCGCGGUUCAUCAUGGGCGUGAAAGAUGAAGUGGAGCGAUGGAGCAAGCGCUUGUCGUUGCUAUCAGAUACGCUGGACGAGUGGAUAUCAUGUCAGCGCAGCUGGAUGUACUUGGAAACCAUCUUCUGCGCUGAGGAUAUCCAGAAGCAGCUCCCUGUGGAGGCACAGAAGUUCGCUCUGGUCGACAAGAACUGGAGGACGACUAUGCUUCGAACUAAGCACAGCCCAAGUGUCAUUAGGUCGGUGGAGGGAGGUCCUGAGCUCUUAGACCAGUUCCGUAUGUCCAACAGAUUACUGGAAGAGAUCCAGAAAUCUCUCGAAGAUUACCUUGAGACCAAACGCAUGGCCUUCCCGCGGUUCUACUUCCUCUCAAACGACGAAUUACUGGAGAUCCUCUCGCAGACGCGUGAUCCGCGUGCAGUGCAACCACAUUUGGGCAAGUGUUUCGACGCCAUGAAGAGUGUACGCUUCGAUGACUCCCCUGGAUCUGGCAGCAAUGUAGUGAGCGCAAUGGUAAGCGGUGAAGGCGAGUUGGUUGUAUUCCCGAAGCAAGUGAUAGCAAAAGGUCCAGUGGAAACGUGGCUUACAGAGGUGGAGAAGGCGAUGCGUGCAAGUUUGUAUGAAGACGGAGUGAAGGCGUUGACGAACUACCCGAUAGAAGACGCUAUCGACCGCAAAGACUGGCUCUUCGGGUACUCAGCACAGGUGAUAAUUCUUGUUGACCAAGUCUUCUGGACGAGAAAUGUGACGGAGGCUAUUGCACAAGUGGAAAGCGGUAACGAUCCUCAGGCGGUCGGUGGCUUUCUACAGUUCAGCUUGAAGCAGAUCGACGGGAUGGUUCAACUCGUACGUGGAUCAUUGACGAAACUACAGCGUAUUCUUAUGGGCGCUAUCAUCACAAUCGAUGUGCACGCAAGAGAUGUGGUGCGUUCAUUAGCAGACAGCAACGUGUCAUCCCUGAGCGACUUUGAAUGGACUCGACAGCUGAGAUACUAUUGGGAAGACGAUGUCAAGAACUUCGUGGCUCGACAGACCAACACUCGAUUUAUCUAUGGCUACGAGUAUCUUGGCAACUCACCACGACUUGUGAUCACUCCUCUGACGGAUAUUUGCUACAUGACGCUCACUGGUGCGUUGCACCUACGCCUCGGUGGUGCUCCUGCUGGUCCAGCAGGUACAGGGAAGACAGAAACCACCAAAGAUCUGGCAAAGGCGCUGGCAGUGCAGUGUGUCGUUUUCAAUUGUUCGGAUGGUUUGGAUUAUAAAAUUAUGGGAAGAUUCUUCUCUGGUCUCGCACAGGCUGGCGCAUGGGCGUGCUUUGACGAGUUUAACCGUAUUGACAUCGAGGUGUUAUCUGUGAUUGCUCAGCAAGUUCUCUGUAUUCAACAAGCUAUUGUUGCUGACGUGGACGAGUUCGAAUUCGAGGGCAAUCUCAUCAGACUUAAUACUGGUUUUGGCGUCUUUAUUACGAUGAAUCCUGGCUACGCUGGUCGUACAGAACUACCUGAUAACUUGAAGGCGCUCUUCCGUCCUGUUGCGAUGAUGGUGCCGGAUUAUCGACUCAUUGCUGAGAUUGUGCUCUUCUCCGAGGGUUUUGCAAAUGCCUUGCCACUCUCGCACAAGAUGACGCAGCUUUACUCUUUAUCUAGUGAACAAUUGUCCAAACAAGACCAUUACGACUUUGGAAUGCGUGCAGUUAAGUCCGUGCUGGUUGCUGCUGGUCAGUUGAAGCGCAAGGAGCCAGAGAUGCACGAGGAUUUGCUUCUCAUUCGAGCGAUGCGAGACAGUAACGUGCCCAAGUUUUUGGAGCAGGAUCUCCCGUUAUUCCGAGGUAUUAUUGCAGAUCUCUUUCCCGGUGUUGUGGUUCCAUUUGUAGACUAUGGAUUGCUCCAGAAAGCCAUCGAGCAACAGUUAGACUUACUACACUUGCAACAAGUGCCGUCAUUUAUCACGAAGGCCAUCCAAGUGCACGAAACGCAGCUCGUACGUCACGGAAUGAUGCUGGUUGGUGAAGCUGGAAGUGGAAAAAGUACCAAUUGCUACGUGCUAUCGAGAGCGCUAACGCAACUCUAUCAGGAUGGAGUUGUUGAUCGUGAUGGGUUUUAUAAAGAAGUCCAGCGGUUAAUUCUCAACCCCAAGUCUAUAUCGGCAGGACAGCUAUACGGUGAGUUCAAUCUGCUCACUAAUGAAUGGACGGACGGUCUUGUACCGAAGUUAGUCCGACAGUGCGUACAGGAAGCUGCUGAGUCGGACAACCGUAACUGGGUGAUCUUCGACGGUCCCGUUGACGCUGUUUGGAUUGAGAACAUGAAUACUGUGCUGGACGACAACAAGACGCUGUGUUUGUCUAAUAGUGAGCGUAUCAAGCUACCACAUACCUUGCAUAUGAUGUUUGAAGUGCAGGAUCUCCGUGUAGCUUCGCCCGCUACUGUGAGUCGUUGCGGUAUGGUGUACAUGGAGCAAGUUCACGUGGGUAUGACCUCACUAGCGCGAACUUGGAAAGUCACAACACUGGAGCCGAUCAUGCCGACGUAUCCCGAGUUGUGUGAUAUGUUGCUGCUCCUAAUUGAGACUUAUGUCCCCGUUGCAAUCGCAUUUGUGCGUGAACACUGUCGCGAGAAAGUUCCCAGCAACAACCACAAUUUAAUGCAGAGCUGUUUGAAUCUAUUGGCCUCUUGUUUGGCCAGCGGUGCACUCCAGAAUACCGGCGCGAAUAAUUUAGCCGGUGUGAUACGCAUGUACUUCGUAUUCGCUGUUACAUGGUCUGUUGGAGCGAAUAUCGACGAUGCAUCGCGUCCCAAGUUCAAUGACUUUUGUAUGAGCCAGUUCCAUUCAUUGAUCGACAGUAACCAGGACGGCGAUCCGGUGUCUAAUGUCUAUGAAGUGGUAGUCGACGAUACGACAGGUCAAUGGGUCUCGUGGAUCGACAAGACGCCAACGUUUACCUUCGUUCCUGGAGCUUCGUACUUCACGAUGGUUGUGCCCACACAAGACACGACACGGUUCCGAUAUCUUCUUGAAAAACUCAUGCUCGCAGACCAUCACGUGCUCUACAGUGGAGAGACUGGCGUUGGAAAGUCGGUCAUUGUUCAGUCAUUCUUGGACGAUAUGGCCAAGACGGAUAGUUGCAUUGCGUACACAAUAAGUUAUUCAGCACAGACGAAGCUUCGCAAUUUGAACGAAAUGUUCGAGUUAAGGCUGGACAAGAAGCGUAAGAAUCUGCUGGGACCGCCCGUGGGAAAGCGCAUGUUGUUCUUUCUAGAUGAUCUAAACAUGCCGGCACUCGAGAUUUACGGCGCGCAACCUCCAAACGAGUUGCUGCGGCAAGUUAUUGAUCAAGGAGGAUACUAUGAUACAGCGAAAAUGUUCUUCAAAAACGUAAAAGACGUGGUCUUCGCUGCUGCUUGUGCUCCUCCUGGAGGUGGACGCAGUGAGGUGACACCGCGUUUAAUACGCCAUUUCCACAUGGUUUGGAUUCCUAAUCUAUCGGGUGAGGUUAUGCAGCGUAUCUUCUCGUCCAUUUUGGGAGGCUUUCUUGGUGCUGAGUUACCAGCAAUGGCUCACAUGGCUGCACCUAUCGUAAGCGCUUCCGUGCAGCUCUACCAACGCGUGGAACUGGAGAUGUUACCUACGCCGUCCAAGUCCCAUUAUACGUUUAAUCUUCGUGAUCUUUCCAAGGUUUUCCAGGGUGUAUUGAUGGUGAAGAAGGAGAAUGUACCAACGGAAGAUGGACUGCUAACGCUUUGGUUGCAUGAAGAAGCGCGGGUAUUCCGUGAUCGUCUAGUUGAUGCAGAAGAUCGCGCUUGGUUUAACUUGGCCUGCUCCCAACUGAUCGAGGAGAAACUCAAUGUAUCAUGGCCACCUUCACGCUUCGAGAACAUUUUAUAUGGCGACUACUUAACACGUGAGAACCGCAGCUAUCGACCUGUUGAAGAUCUUGGACAACUGAACUCGCUGCUCUCGGAAUAUUUGGAAGAAUACAACAUCACAUUCCCAAGCCAGAUGCACUUGGUGUUCUUUAACGACGCGAUGCACCACAUUUCUCGGAUCUGUCGUGUGCUACGCCAACCGCGUGGUAAUGCUCUACUGGUCGGUGUUGGUGGCUCAGGACGGCAAAGUCUUACACGUUUGGCAUCGUUCAUGGCGGACUAUAAAUGCUUCUCGAUUGAGAUUACGCGAGGAUACGGAGCUAAUGAGUUCCAUGAAGAUCUCAAAAAGAUCCUGAUGACUGCAGGUGCUCAGAAUCAACCUGUCGUCUUCCUGUUCUCUGACGCUCAGAUCGUUAAUGAAUCAUUUCUUGAAGACAUUAACAAUAUUCUCAACACUGGUGAAGUACCGAAUCUGUACGCGAGUGACGAAGUGGAGAAAAUCGUGGGACUUGUUCGUCCAUUGGCGCAACAAGUUGGUAAAGUUACUCGAGAGGACAUCUUGCAGUAUUACGUGACGCUUGUACGUGACAACUUGCACGUGGUAUUGGCCUUUUCUCCUAUCGGUGCAGGCUUCCGCAACCGAUGUCGUAUGUUCCCGUCGCUAGUUAACUGCUGCACCAUUGACUGGUUCAAUGCGUGGCCUGAAGAUGCUCUUAACUCGGUAGCGAACCGCUUCUUUGCCACGAACGCUGAGGAGCUCGGAAUCGAGGCCCAUGUAGACACAUUGUGUCGUAUGGCAGUGACAAUACACCGCAGUGUUGAGGAAGCCACACUUCGGUUUUACACCCAGCUAAAGCGACGUAACUACACCACGCCGACGAGUUACUUGGAGCUCAUUCGACUCUAUGUGGAUAUGUUGCGUACCCAUCGCCAGCUUGUUCGUGCGAAGGAAGCGCGAUACCGUGGUGGUCUACAAAAGCUGACAGAAACUGAAGAGGUUGUGGGCAAUUUGAAGAGCUCACUUACAGAGCUACAGCCAGUGUUAGUGCAAGCUCAAAAGGACACGUCAUUGCUGCUUGAACAAGUGGCGAGAGAUCAAGCUGAAGCGGACAAGCAACAACAGUUAAUUCAGGCUGAUGUUGAGGCUGCUAACAAGAUCGCGGACGAAGUGAAGGUGAUCAAAGAUGACUGUCAGAAGGAUUUGGAUGAAGCCAUGCCUGCGUAUUAUGCGUCGAUCAAGGCAUUAUCACAAUUGAAGAAAGAUGAUAUCACGGUGCUCAAGACAUUUACGAACCCACCAAGACUAGUGGGUGUGACGAUGAAUGCUGUGUGUCUGCUGUUCGGUGCAAAACAGGAAUGGAAUGAGGCCAAGAAGUUACUGAACGAUAUGAAGUUCCUGGAUAAGCUGAAGGAGUUCGAUAAGGACAAUAUUCCCCCCAAGACCAUCCGACAGCUGCAGAAAUUCAUCUCGGAUGAAGAGUUUACGCCCGAGACGCUUAGUAGCAUUUCCACCGCUGCUACGUCGCUUUGUAUGUGGGUACGAGCGAUGUACACGUACGAUACAGUGGCCAAAAACAUCGCUCCGAAGAAGGAGAACCUCAAGAUCGCUGAACAGAGGCUAGAAGAGGAACAAAAGCAGCUCGAUAUCAAGCAAAGCGGGCUGAACGCAGUACUCAAGAAAGUCGCGGAUUUGAAACGUACCCUUGAAGAAGCGCAGCAGAAGAAGAUCGACUUGGAGAUGCAGUCGCAGAAGACCCAGGCACAGCUCGUACGUGCUGAGCGGUUGAUUGAUUCACUUGGUGAGGAACAAGGUCGCUGGAAAGAAUGUGCUGAGAAUUUAGCAAAGGAUAUGAUCAACCUGGUGGGCGAUAUGAUCCUAUCUGCUGGAUGCAUUGCGUACCUUGGACCGUUUACUUCUGAAUACCGCCACGAGCUUCAGGCCAAGUGGGUCUCAUUCUGUAAAGCUAGUAAUUUACCAGUGGAUGGUAAUUUUUCCUUCCAGCGAGUACUAGCAGAUCCUGUCGUGGUACGUGAGUGGAACAUCAUGGGGCUGCCAGCAGAUACCUUUUCUAUCGAGAACGGCCUGUUCACUACCAUGGGACGGCGAUGGCCGCUCAUGAUCGAUCCACAGGGUCAAGCUAACAAAUGGAUCAAAAACAUGUACAAAGCGUCAGGUUCGCUACAGAUCAUCAAACUGUCACAGAAGGAUUUCUUGCGUACAUUGGAGAACGCGAUUCGAUACGGCUCGCCCGUGAUGCUUGAGAACGUGGAAGAAGAUCUGGAUCCGUCGCUCGAACCCGUGCUGCUUAAACAAGUUUUCAAGCGAGGUGGACAGAAUCUUCUCCAUCUAGGAGAUAGUGAUGUCCCGUACAGCGACAACUUCCGUUUCUACAUUACCACAAAGCUGGCGAAUCCGCACUACAUGCCUGAGAUCUGCAUCAAGGUGACGAUUAUCAACUUCACGGUCACACUUACGGGACUCGAGGAUCAGUUGUUGGUUGAUGUCGUUCGAAGUGAGCGACCAGAUCUUGAACAGAAGAAGAACGAGCUUACGGUGAACAUCGCUGCGGACAAGAAACAGUUGAAAGAGAUCGAGGAUAAAAUCUUGUACAUGCUCGAGAAUUCCAAGGGAAAUAUUCUAGACGAUGAAGAGCUGAUCGACACGCUGGCCCACAGUAAAGUGACGUCGUCGGCGAUUAAAACUCGUAUGGCAGAGGCUGAAACCACGUCCAUGGAGAUCGACCAGACACGCGAAGGGUAUCGCUGCGUAGCUGUGCGUGGCUCCAUCAUUUACUUUGCCAUCGCAAACCUGGCACUUGUGGAUCCCAUGUACCAAUACUCGCUGCAAUUCUACCAGAAGCUUUUCGUCAUGCGGCUACAAAACUCGACCAAGUCGGAAGUGCUGGAGGAACGUCUGGAGAUUCUCAUGCAGGAUAUCACCAUGUCCAUGUUCGUGAAUGUUUGUCGCGGGUUGUUCGAGAAAGACAAGAUUAUCUACGCGUUUAUGAUCGCCUCGAGCAUCCUGUUGCAUCGCGGUGCGAUCUCUUCCAGCGAAUGGAACUUCUAUCUGGUCGGUGAUAAGAGAAGCUCGGCCAUCCAAGCCGCACAAGCUGAAUCCUGUGAACUUACACGCCCUGCGUGGCUGUCUGAUCGGGUGUGGAAAACUAUCGUCGGGAUGAAGGACAUCUCGUCCGCGUUCACGGAUCUGGCGUCGUCGGUUGGACAACACGCAGCAGACUGGAAAUGCGCAAUGGUGUUGGCCGACUUACCGCAUGCGGAAAUUCUACCGGCGCCCUGGGAAUCAACACUCACCAACUUCCAGAAGUUGCUGGUGCUACGUGUCUUCAGAGAAGAGAUGCUUGUAUUCGGUACUCGCGAGUUCGUUGGACGUGAGCUGGGCAAGUUUUUCACGGAGUCUCCGCCAUUCGACUUGGGUGGUUGCUAUCGAGACUCAAAGCCAGAGACGCCAUUGAUCUUUGUGCUGUCUCCUGGCGCCGAUAUCAACGAUUACCUCUUGGAACUCGCUAAGCAAGAAGGAAAGGACGGCUCCGGCCUGAAGAUUAUCUCGCUAGGUCAGGGCCAAGGACCAAUUGCUGAAGCGCUCAUGAAGCAAGCCAAGCAAACAGGCGACUGGGUGUGUCUACAGAACUGUCAUUUGGCUGUUUCGUGGCUUGGUCGACUUGAGCAGAUCCUGGAGCAAUCAGCGACGGAAGAGAUGCAUGACGAGUUCCGGCUGUGGCUCACGAGUAUGCCGAGUCCACGUUUCCCCGUGCCAAUCCUGCAGAACGGGAUCAAGAUCACGAAUGAGCCUCCAAAAGGAAUCAAGGCGAAUCUUGGACGUACGUUCCUCGAUAUGAAGGAGGUCGACUACGAAGGCUGCACGAAGCCGCGCGAGUUCAAAAAGUUGUUGUUCGCUCUGGCGUUCUACAACGCUGUGUGUCUUGAGCGCCGGAAGUUUGGCGCCGUUGGGUGGAAUAUUCCGUACGAGUGGAUGAACAGUGACUUGAAGACAGGUAUGCAGCAGGUGCGACUGUAUCUCGAGGAACAGGAAGAGGUACCGUAUCUGACACUGAACGUCAUGGUGGCCGACAUUUCGUACGGCGGGCGAAUCACGGAUCGCUGGGACAAGCGCACUAACUCCAGUAUCAUGCGGAAGCUCUUCUGUUCCGGCGUCAUGGAUGAUUCGUAUCGUUUCACGACUUCCGGGUUAUACUAUGCUCCGCCCGAAGGUUCACUGGCUAGCGUUCGUGAGUACGUGAGCUCGUUACCAACUGCCGACGCGCCGGACAUCUUCGGUCUUCACGCCAAUGCCGACAUUACGUUCCAGCAAAAAGAAACUGGCCAACUGCUGGGCACAAUCCUAAAGAUGCUUGGUGGAGGUGGUGAUAGUGGCGGCGGUGGUGCUGCACAGAGCAACGAUAGUAUCGUGAUGGAGAUGGUGGUGGCAAUUCAGGAACGAAUGCCCGAGCCAUUUAUGGAGAGCAAUGCGCAUCCAUCGACGUUCGCAGAGGCUGCAGGCGGCAGUCGGAAUUCGCUGGGUGUUUUCCUCUCGCAGGAGAUGAUCCGCUUCAACGUGCUGACUCAGGUGAUGAAAACGACGCUGGAGAUGCUCAAGCGUGCGAUUAAGGGGCUCGUAGUCAUGUCAGGUCCUCUUGAGAAGAUGUACAAUGGUUUUUUGAUACAGCAAAUUCCGAGUGAAUGGGAGAACGCUGGCUACCCGUGCUUGAAGCCCUUAGCCUCUUGGAUUGAAGACUUCUUCAUGCGAAUCAAUCUCACAAACGACUGGCUGAUAAAGGGUCCACCGCUUGCGUUCUGGCUGUCGGGUUUCUUCUUCCCUCAAGGCUUCAUGACAGCUGUGAAGCAGUCGUUCUCGAGAGAUAAGCAAAUUGCUAUCGAUGCACUGGUUGUAUCAUGCGAGAUUAUGGCUCACGACAAAGAGCAGUAUAAAGCUCCACCGCCAUUUGGUGUGUACAUCUUCGGGCUCUUCAUGGAGGGCGCACGAUAUGACCGCAAGACCCGCAUGAUGGCCGAGUCCAUCCCCAACGAGCUGUUCGACCGCAUGCCUGUCAUCUGGCUCAAGCCCAUGCGACGAGAAGAGUACAAACCCACUGACGUGUACGAGUGUCCACUCUACAAAACGUCCAUCCGCGCCGGCACAUUAUCCACCACAGGUCACUCCACCAACUUCGUCGUCGCACUCGACGUCCCGACAGACAAAAGCCCCGACCACUGGAUUCGUCGCGGUUGUGCGAUGCUGUGCAUGCUAGACACAUAG
Molecule: messenger RNA, 12294 nt
Organism: Phytophthora nicotianae INRA-310
Lineage: Eukaryota; Oomycota; Peronosporomycetes; Peronosporales; Peronosporaceae
Exons: 1
Coding region: 1-12294 (4097 amino acids)
Biological process (GO): microtubule-based movement
Cellular component (GO): dynein complex
Molecular function (GO): ATP binding; ATP hydrolysis activity; dynein intermediate chain binding
Source: RefSeq, a predicted model, not a curated record